GUCUUUCCCGAGUAGUUACGAUCUCACAAAAUGGGUCUGUCAUAAACCAUUCCACUGUAUACCACUGACAGUGUGUAUUGACGCCCAGGGCUGCGUUGUCAACUUUGGAUUAAUUACGUGACAGUAAUCUUAAUUUGUAUUUUGUGGAUACUAAAAUUAAAUCAAUGGCUGAACACAAGCGGGUUGUUGCUGUUGCGAUUGAUGAAAGCGAGUUCUCUGAAAAAGCUCUGCAAUGGUACGUGGAGAAUAUACGCCGGGACGACGACUAUGUGGUGCUGAUUCACACGCCGGAACUGUACGACCUCUCUAUGGCCAGUCCGGCCGUGGUCGAUCAGUUGCUGCGAGAACUGACCGAGAAAGUGAAGGCGCUUGAGGAGAAGUAUAAGAAAAAGAUCUUGGACUUGAAGAUGACUGGCAAAUUCCGCACUGGUCAAGGGAAACCCGGAGAGGUCGUGUGCAAAAUCGCCGACGAGGAAAAGGCAAGCCUGAUCGUUACUGGAACACGGGGCCUUGGCAAGAUCAGGCGGACAUUUCUUGGAUCCGUGAGUGAUUACAUCAUCCACCACUCCCAUGUGCCAGUUCUCGUCUGCAGACAUGAGCACCAUUGAUGACGUCACGGCGGUGUUUUUAUGACAUCAUAGCGAUUUGUUUUGUUAACGUCACAUGGUCUGUGGAUGCCUUGUGUCUAUUAAAAUCAAAUAUUUCGGAACCUAAAAUGACCAUAAUUAUUCUCAAAGCAGAAGCUACGUUUUUUUCCCAAAAUGAAUUAAAAAGUAAUCCUUUAUUUAAAGUAUAAUACAAAAAACUAAUCAUAACUCAAAAUAAUUACAUCCUUUGACUGAACAGUGAUUUUAUUUUCAAAAGCGGCACAUCAUAUUGGACCGAAAUGAGGCCCAAUCCAAAAAGAAAAAAGCGAUUCUCUUACCACGAUCAUUUAUACAUUUGAAAGGACCCAAUCCCAUUUUGAAACAAGUGCGCAAUAUAAUUGCAAUGAUUAUGACUUCAUUUAUUGUGUGGUGCUUUUGAUGAAAAAUAAGGUUGAUUGGUCCUUGUCACCUUUGCUGCUUUAGUUGAAGGCUCCAUUGAUUGUGCAUGUUUUUUCAUGACGUAGGAAUUUAUUGUAGAUGCUCUCUUGUGGUGUAGUCGUCAAUAUUGCAGAAUGUAGAGUAAAAGCUCUGUAAGAGUUCAUUUUUCGUCGUUAUUUAAUGACAGCUAGGGGUCUAUGGAAAAACUCAUUUUCUACGUAGUGUUUAGCAUCCAUAAACAAUCCUCACAGCAAAUAUCUAACGAUAUUCGAAAUUCUAAUUUAAUAUUGUUAUAUAUUUGGAUUUCCUCUCAAUACAAGAUUUACAAUAAGAAAGUUUCUUUUUGUUGAAGUGUUGUUUAAAUGCUAUUUUAGUUAUAUGUAUUCCGUAUGAGUCAUUCCGUUGUUCAUAUCGAUGGUAUUUGUUUAUGUAUACAACAUGUACUUGUAUCUAUGUACAAAAUAGUUGAAAAUACGUUAUGUUUAUAUUCCAGAAAGUUUCAUACGCCUCGUAUUCUGUUAGAUUUAUAAGCUGAUGUAAAUGAGAAAUAAAAAAGAAUGUACCAACA
This is a messenger RNA of Dreissena polymorpha, 1593 nucleotides long. Its product is annotated as universal stress protein Slr1101-like. NCBI's taxonomy places the organism in Eukaryota, Metazoa, Mollusca, Bivalvia, Myida, Dreissenidae. The coding region runs from base 165 to 608 and encodes 147 amino acids. The transcript has 4 exons. The record is from RefSeq and is a predicted model, not a curated record.